Messenger RNA from Pogona vitticeps (central bearded dragon), 431 nucleotides. The record is from RefSeq and is a predicted model, not a curated record. NCBI's taxonomy places the organism in Eukaryota, Metazoa, Chordata, Lepidosauria, Squamata, Agamidae.
UAGAUGGAAUCUUCCAGAAUGGCCUUUCUUGGCUGGGUGCUUGCUUUCCUUUCUGGCCCAUCAACUGGUUACCCAAAUGGAAAAGUGAAGGAAGCCUGCAGUAGUAUGAUGCCUCUCCACGGACACGUGCCUCAGAAAUUUCCAAAGCACACAGCUGAAGUAAAUGUGACACAGUUUAAACCGGGUGAACAUGUGAAAGUGACCUUGUCUGGGCCUACGUUUGAAGGCUUUUUCCUACAAGCCCGAGAUGCUGAGAAUUUGGAGGGGGCUGCCAUUGGCUCUUUUGUACUGGCUGACAAGAAAAGAUCACAGCUUCUUACCUGUGGGCAUGUAAAGAACUCAGCUGUCAGCCACACAAGUAAAUCUAAGAAAACCCAAGUGGAUGUCUAUUGGAUUGCUCCACAAAACUCACCAAAAAGAAUACAAUUUCU